This is a messenger RNA of Closterium sp. Yama58-4, 1152 nucleotides long. The record is from the annotation of a GenBank genome assembly. NCBI's taxonomy places the organism in Eukaryota, Viridiplantae, Streptophyta, Zygnematophyceae, Desmidiales, Closteriaceae.
AUGACUCAAAGCUCCCGCGUUCAGCAUUCCGCCCAACCCAACAGCCUUUCACGGUCCCUCCGCACAACAGCCCCUGUCGCUGCUCCCACCGCUCCCCCCGCGGUUAACCCCAUUGCUCCACACAACCCUCUCACAUCUCCUCCCGCCUCCAUUCCGUCUCCUUCCUCUCACUGCCACUCCGCUGCUCCCCUCUCACCCACAUCUCUCAUAACACGUGCGACAUCGCCGUUGCCAUCAGUCCCUUCCACCGGUAUCAACCGUUGCUCACCGCACUCCCUCCCCUCCUUCCCCUCACUCUCCGCGCUCCAGUCAGCCCUCCACACUCCGCCGACCAAGGCACCUCCCACACUCUCCGACCCAUCUCAGCACCACCUGUCUCAGCGAUACUCUUCCCGCAGCGCCUCUCCAAGCAACGCUGCUUCUUCCGCUUCUGUCGACUGCUCCCCGCCCUCCUCCCAGACCUCCUCUCAACCGCCUUCCCAGCGCACCGCUGCACCAGUGGAAUCACAGAAGCUGCAGGCUGCGGCCACUCUGUCAGCAGGAAACGAUUCAGCUGCUCCCCACCCUGCUGCAGCAGCGACAGCCCUUCCAACCCUGGUGUAUCAUGCAGCGAUGGACGCAUCUCACUUGUCUCCAUCUGCCCUGGCAGCACAACACAUGAGGCCGCACAAGAUCCCUCGGACCAGCCGAGGAGUUCUGCCCCCCGAUGCGCUGGAAUUCGCCCGCUCCUUUUUUUCCGGGCUGCCCGGUAGGGAUGAUUCCCAGGGUGGCGAGAGCUGCGACGUGCAGCAAACACUGGAGCGCACGUGCACCAGUGAAAGGAAGUGCCUGGCCAGUGCAGGGGAAGGCCUGCCUUCUUUGGACCAGCCUUCACUUUCCGACAUGGUUACUACAACAACUGCCGAACCUGGUGUAAUUGCCGCUCCUGGUGUAACUGCUGCUCCUGAUGUGGCUGAUUCUCCUGCAGCUAUGGCUCUUGCUGCAGCAGCAGAGGGCAUAUGCCAGGGAGAGGUAUCCAUUUGGACGGAUCUGAUUGAGCUGGAAGGUGAAGCGGAGGGGGUGGAGUGCGGUGUGGAGAAGAGAGCGGGGAUUACAGUGGGAUCGUUCUGCGAGUUGGAGGAUCUUCUAGAGGGGAAUGGCGAUCUCUUGUAG